Conger conger (European conger) is the source of this 3818-nucleotide messenger RNA. Its product is annotated as calponin-2-like. Lineage: Eukaryota; Metazoa; Chordata; Actinopteri; Anguilliformes; Congridae. Bases 262 to 1467 code for a protein of 401 amino acids. The record is from RefSeq and is a predicted model, not a curated record. The transcript has 7 exons. Gene Ontology annotation, molecular function: actin binding. Gene Ontology annotation, biological process: actomyosin structure organization.
UCGCCGUAGGAAUUGGGGACUUUCUAUCCAUAUAAGGGCUUUUCGAUAUCAAUCAACUUUACAGGGGAAAAGGGAGAAGGUGGAGCUUAGGACCAAUGAACAAAGUUUUGGUGGUGGGGAGAAAAAAAAGCGAAAGGAAGUAGUUUACCGCAGGAGCCGAUCGGUUGGGUGUCAGUUCUAUCAUUACGAAAAUAACAGAACGCUGCGUUCAUUUUACUGCGGAGAAGAACAGGCGACAAAGGGGUGAGCCGCGAGACAACGAUGUCCAGCACGCAGUUUAACAAAGGCCCGGCCUACGGGCUAUCUGCAGAAGUCAAAAGCAAAAUCGCGCAGAAGUACGACCCGCGGCGUGAGGAGGAGCUGCGGCUCUGGAUCGAGGAGGUGACGGGCAGCGCCAUCGGGGACGACUUCCAGAAGGGCCUGAAGAACGGCUCCAUCCUCUGCGCGCUGAUCAACAAGCUUCAGCCCGGCUCGGUGAGGAAGGUCAGCCAAUCUUCCCAAAACUGGCACCAGCUGGAGAACCUGUCCAACUUCAUCAAAGCCAUCACCGCCUACGGCCUCAAGCCCCUUGACAUCUUCGAGGCCAACGACCUGUUCGAGAGCGGGAACAUGACCCAAGUGCAGACCACUCUCCUGGCCCUGGCUGGCAUGGCCAAGACCAAGGGCCUGCAGUCUGGGGUCGACUUCGGGGUGAAGUACGCGGACCGGCAGGAGCGCUCCUUCAACGAGGAGAAGAUGAAGGCGGGGCAGUGCGUCAUCGGGCUGCAGAUGGGCACUAAUAAGUGUGCCAGCCAGGCAGGUAUGAAUGCGUAUGGCACCAGGAGGCACCUGUACGACCCCAAAGCUCACAUCCUCCCCCCCAUGGACAACUCCACCAUCAGCCUGCAGAUGGGCACCAACAAGGGGGCAAGCCAGGCUGGCAUGACUGCGCCAGGCACCCGCCGUGCCAUCUAUGACCAGAAGCUGGGCACGGACAAGUGCGACAACAGCACCAUGUCCCUGCAGAUGGGCUACACCCAGGGAGCCAAUCAGAGCGGCCAGAACUUCGGCCUGGGUCGCCAGAUCUACAACUCCAAGUACUGCCCCAAGAGCGAGGAGGAUCCGGAGCGGAACGGGGCGGGGGCGGACGGCCACGCCCACGAGCAUUACCAGGACGAGGGCUACCAGGGUUACCAGGACGACGAGCAGCAGGCCUGCCCCGGGAACGGGCACCAGGAAUACCAAUAUGACGAGACCCCGGAAUACCACAGUGACCAGAACCCGGAAUGCCACGCAGAUGAGAACCUGGAAUACCACGACAACCUGAACCAGGAAUAUGAGGAGGUGGAGCCACAGGAGGAGCUGGAACAGGAAGAGGAACAGGAAGAAGAACAGGAACAGGAACAGGAACAGGAAGAGGGGCUGCAACAGGAACGGGAGCCGGAGCAGGAACCUGACGGGAACGCCGAAGAGGACAAGGACGAGUAGAGCCAGGGACGUCUCCCCCCCUUCCUGUUUCCAUCUGUAUUAUUGGCGGAGAGCCCCCAAAAGAAUGAUGACCAAAAAUAAAAUGAGCAAAAUCUCUUUCUCCGGCCCCCUCCACCUGAUUGGAAACUGUGUGACGGAAAUGUGCAUCUCGUCUGGAACGCUGCGUCGACAGAAACCAGCCAAUCAGAACAGCCCUCCCGCCCGGAACGUUCCGACGCCACCAGACCCUCAGAAACAUACCUCUCCUCACCAGACCCUCAGAAACAUACCUCUCCUCGAUGCUGGACCGACACGCUGCUCUUCUCAACGGUCUUUAAAAACAUUUUUAGGAAUUUAAUUUGACAGAAGUGACCAACUACACACAUAUCAGCUGCCAGUUAUUAUUCAGUUAUUUAUGCAUUGCACGCUAUUAUAAGCUUAUGCAUAUGUAAUCUUCGCCACAUAGCCUGUGCAGGUUUAUGAUUGUACUGUGUGACUUCCAAUAAUUCCAUAGUUUUCCUACAAGGCCCUUAGCCAUUCUUUCCCCGUUCUCCCUGUUUGGAAUGCCCAGCCAUCCUCCACACACACCCCAGUGCUCAUCGUGACCGCCGUUGUUGGGAGAGUGGGAGAAUGCGCUGGUCCUCCAAAGUAUGAGAUGAUCCUCUGGCUUCUCCUCAGGCUGCAGUUCACCCAUCAGCUGCUCAGACUGACCAGCAGGGGUCGCUGCUGCUGCAUGGCGAGGCGUCGACAUCCCAGCCGAAUGUAAUCCUCCCGUCCCUGGGUGGCGCUACAGCCAAACACGCGUCGCCCCAAAAGGCUGCCGACACCCCACACUGCAGCCCAUCUGUGUUCCCGAACAGGGCCUUAACAGAACCGCCCAUUAGCCUACGUAAUAUCACGUUACACUACAUUACAUUAAAUUACAUUGCACUGCAUUACAUUAAAUUACAGGCAUUUAGCAGACGCUCAUAUCCAGAGCGAUGUACAACAAAGUGCAAAUCAAACCCAGGAACAAGUACGUUCAGGACCCUAGAGGAGACUACAGUUGCAGGGAGCCCUUCUUAAACUCCACCUCGUGCCUGCGGAAUCCGCCAUUCCGUGUCCUUGUGCCGGGUCACACACGGCACGCCAUGCUGAGGGACUCAAUGAAUCACCUGAAGAUUCUGCACCUGCCUGAGGCCGAGAUCUUAACGGCUAAAGCACGCGCUCUCAAAACAGAUGUGUUAAAAACAACACACGUCCCUCGCAUGUCCAGUUUAGGAUGAACACAUUCCGUGUUGCUUUCACCGCAGUCUUGUGGUUAACAGAUCUCCCUUUUCUAACCCGUAGAUUCUGUAACUCAAGGGCAGUAGGUCUAAAACAAAAACCGUGUUCGAUAUUAACAUACAUCCAUUUCAGUGUGUGCGCGGAGGGGAGUGGGGUUUUCUGCCUCCCAUGAUGCUGAUUGAAGUUUACCCACAUUUGUAAUUACCCUUACGUUAUCUACGUUAGUGUUAUAUUUCUCCUCGUGCUUAUGGUCUGACUGGACCUCCUAUACUCCUAUACUCAGUAUACUGAACUGAAUUCAUCAUCAUUCCAACCAUGUACUCUCAGUGAAAACGCUUCCAACCAAGCUUCUGAGCUGCUUGAGAAACAUUGCUAAGUGCAGUUGGGAAUUGUUCUUCAUAUUUAUCACUUAUUUAAUUUAAAAGAUUACCAAUAGGUUCUGAUCUGUUGAAAUUCAUUAUUUUAGGUCAAAUCGCAGUUAAAGAACAUUGGUGCCAAAAAAUGCAUACCUUCAAUGGACAAGCACGCUCCCACAUAUUCUACAUUUGCUGAUUAUUUAACCAACCAAAAUAUCUUAAGAGAAUUUGUUUGUUGUGGGCACAUUUGCUGUGUUCGUAUAUUCCGAAACUUGCAUGGAAGGUUGCCGCGGUAACCACAGGCGUGGCGGUUGUCGACAUUGUUUUCCUUGGACCAGGGUAUCAGAAAAAACUGCGUUCCUCACUCAGAACUGGGAUCGGCUGAUUUCAUUUCGUCAAAAGUCGUCUGCACUGCACAUGGACUCAAUGGGGGCGAAACUCAACGCAGACGCACAAGGGCCUGGCAGACCUAAUAAUGUGAUCUUCAUCAUCAUCAUGUUUCAUUUGUUGACUCCGGCAUUAUAACUUACGCCACAAGCGCGUGCCGUUACCGGAAAUAAAUAUUUUUUUACUGUCGCUUCUUCACGCUAUCUGUAAAUGUAUUUCAGAUAAUUUUUUAACAAUGUCUUUUUUUCUUUCUUCCUGAAAUAAGAUAGCAAGCAUGCAUCGGUGUACACUGUAUACGCCUGGCCGUAAGGAGAGGUGCCUUAAGGUCCUUAAUAAAGCUCGUGAGCGUGUUCAGGAUGCAUA